GUGUAGUCGUGGUGGCGGCUUCACACUCAAAUUUCUUCCACGUGUAUGUCUGCGAUUGGUUUCCACAUCCUUUUCAUUUCAUACCUCCCCCUCAGCUAAUCAAAGUCCUCAUCUUGACCUCCCUAUAAAACUGGAAAAGAGCACGUAAGUUUCCAAGUUUGUAGCUGUCGAAUUAUAUAAUCAAUCAAUCGAUUAAUCACUGAAUUGAUUCAAUGGCUGAGAAGGCAUUCAAGUACGUGAUCAUCGGUGGUGGAGUCGCUGCCGGUUAUGCUGCCAGAGAAUUUGCCAACCAAGGAGUUAAGCCGGGUGAAUUGGCUAUCUUUUCCAAAGAGGCGGUGGCUCCUUAUGAACGUCCAGCACUCAGCAAAGCAUAUCUGUUUCCUGAGGGAACUGCAAGACUUCCAGGUUUUCAUGUGUGUGUUGGAAGUGGAGGAGAGAGGCUUCUUCCUGAGUGGUAUGCAGAGAAAGGGAUAUCUUUGAUCCUCAACACAGAAGUAGUUAAAGCAAAUCUUGCUUCAAAAACACUUAUCAGUGCAGCUGGCGAAACAUUUAAAUAUCAGAUACUGAUUAUAGCGACUGGUUCUACUGUUGUCAGAUUAUCAGACUUUGGUGUACAAGGGGCUGAUGCUAAAAAUAUUUUUUAUUUGAGAGAAAUUGAUGACGCUGAUAAACUUGUGGAAGUAAUCAAAGCAAAGAAAAAUGGAAACGCACUGGUUGUCGGUGGUGGAUACAUUGGUCUUGAGCUUAGUGCAGCUUUGAAAAUUAACAACAUUGAUGUCAGCAUGGUGUACCCUGAACCUUGGUGUAUGCCUAGGCUAUUCACUGCCGAGUUAGCUGGCUUCUACGAAGGUUACUAUGCAAACAAGGGUAUCAAAAUCAUCAAGGGGACGGUAGCCACUGGAUUUGGUACAAACGAAAACGGAGAGGUUACAGAUGUAAAACUUAAGGAUGGUAGGGUUAUGGAAGCCGAUAUAGUUGUUGUUGGUGUAGGUGGAAGGCCAGUAACAAAAUUAUUUAAAGGUCAGGUUGAAGAGGAAAAGGGUGGAAUCAAGACGGAUGGUUUCUUCAAAACAAGUGUUCCUGAUGUAUAUGCUGUGGGUGAUGUUGCUACUUUCCCUAUGAAGUUGUACAAUGAAAUGAGAAGAGUUGAACAUGUUGAUCAUGCUCGCAAAUCUGCUGAACAAGCUGUAAAGGCAAUUUUCUCAUGUGAACAAGGAAACUCUAUUGAUGAAUACGACUACCUUCCAUUCUUCUAUUCCCGUGCAUUUGAUCUGUCUUGGCAGUUUUACGGUGACAAUGUAGGUGAAACCGUGUUCUAUGGAGAUGGCAGCCUUACAUCUCCAACUCACAAGUUCGGAUCAUACUGGAUCAAAGAUGGGAAAGUUGUUGGUGCAUUUUUGGAAGGUGGUACUCCCGAAGAAAACAAGGCAAUUGCUAAAGUCGCAAGGGUUCAGCCUCCAGCACACAGUUUGGAUCAGCUAGCCACAGAGGGUCUCACCUUUGCCUGUAAAGUUUGAAGGAAACACGUCGCAAACCAUGUUGCUUAAUCCCUGAGCUAGUACAAAAAUUCAUGCAUUACAUUAUUUGAGACUGUGUUACCAGAGUUUGGGCCUGUUAAUUAUGGCCUAGGCCAGAUUUAGGAGACCCACAGUAAUUCAAUCCUCUCUGCUACUUAUGGAAUGUAAAUCUGUGUCUUCAGAUUCUUGACAUUGUUAACCAUUUCUGUUGAAAGGAAUAAAUCGGAUCAAACGAAGUUUCUCUUA
Molecule: messenger RNA, 1763 nt
Organism: Olea europaea var. sylvestris
Lineage: Eukaryota; Viridiplantae; Streptophyta; Magnoliopsida; Lamiales; Oleaceae
Product: monodehydroascorbate reductase-like
Exons: 11
Coding region: 213-1517 (434 amino acids)
Cellular component (GO): cytoplasm
Molecular function (GO): flavin adenine dinucleotide binding; oxidoreductase activity, acting on NAD(P)H
Source: RefSeq, a predicted model, not a curated record